Messenger RNA from Scophthalmus maximus (turbot), 4400 nucleotides. RefSeq names its product DEAH (Asp-Glu-Ala-His) box helicase 9 (gene dhx9). NCBI's taxonomy places the organism in Eukaryota, Metazoa, Chordata, Actinopteri, Pleuronectiformes, Scophthalmidae. The record is from RefSeq and is a predicted model, not a curated record. Gene Ontology annotation, cellular component: ribonucleoprotein complex; nucleolus; intracellular anatomical structure. The coding region runs from base 278 to 4117 and encodes 1279 amino acids. The transcript has 29 exons. Gene Ontology annotation, molecular function: ATP binding; 3'-5' DNA/RNA helicase activity; 3'-5' DNA helicase activity. Gene Ontology annotation, biological process: positive regulation of transcription by RNA polymerase II; regulation of mRNA processing.
GAACCAAUCAGAGCACCGGUCGCUAACAGGACACGCCCACAACAAACCAGUGGUGCGUCUCGUUGCGGAAGUUCGGAUCCGCUCGGGUCUUUAUCGUACUGACUCUCCUCAUCACCCGUGUCCUCCAGAGGCCUCCUCACGGACCCGUCUCCUCCGGAGGCCUCCUCACGGACCCGUCUCCUCCGGAGGCCUCCUCACGGACCCGUCUCCUCCGGAGGCCUCCUCACGGACCGGUUCAGGGGUCGACAGAGGAGGACACGCCCCCUCCUAGUCCAGCAUGGCGGACAUCAAAAACUUCCUGUACGCCUGGUGUGGGAAGAAGAAACUCACCCCGAGCUACGACAUCCGGGCGGCGGGAAACAAAAACAGGCAGAAGUUUGUAUGUGAGGUGAGAGUGGACGGGUUCGACUACAUGGGGUUGGGCAACUCCACCAACAAGAAGGACGCUCAGACAAACGCUGCCCGGGACUUUGUCAACUACUUGGUCCGGGUCGGGGAGAUGAGCGCUGCGGAGGUCCCGGCGCCGGGGGCGAGCGCCGCGGUCGCCGAUCAGCCCGACGGAGGAGAUAGAAGUGGCGGCUUCGGGCUCCUGCCCCCCAGCGGUCCUCUUCCUCCUCACCUGGUGGUGAAGGCCGAGCAAGUGUCAGGAGACGGUGACGUCAGUGGGCCGGUUCCAGGGGUGACAGGACUGGGUUACUCCGGAGCCGGGACCUCGGGGUGGGGACGACGAGGAGGAGGACGAGGAGGAGCAGCUCAGUGGGACCGAGGAGCCAACCUGGCAGAGUACUACGCCAAGAGAGACGAACAGGAAGCACAGGCGACUCUGGAGUCGGAGGAGGUCGACCUGAACGCUAAUCUGCACGGCAACUGGACGCUGGAGAACGCCAAGGCCCGUCUGAACCAGUUCUUCCAGAAGGAGAAGAGCAGUGCUGAGUAUAAGUACAGCCAAGUGGGACCGGACCACAACAGGAGCUUCAUCGCUGAGAUGCAGCUGUUUGUGAAGCAGCUCGGAAGAAGGAUCACUGCUCGAGAGCACGGCUCCAACAAGAAGCUGGCGGCGCAGUCGUGCGCUCUGUCUCUGGUGCGACAGCUCUACCACCUGGGCGUCGUGGAGCCGUACUCCGGAGUCACCAAGAAGAAGGAGGGAGAAACUUUGUCGGUGUUUGACGUCAACGUGUCUCUGGACCUUCAGCAGCAACUGGCCGCUGUUGUCCAGGAGCUUGGAGUCCAGAUCCCGCCACCGCCCACUGACCCCAGCAGCCCCGUGUCGCUGGUCCAGGGCAAGAUGGCGACGUUCGAGCCGUCUCAGCGGCAGAGCGGCGCCGGGGUCAUCCCCUGGUCGCCGCCGCAGGUCAACUGGAACCCAUGGACGAGCAGCAACAUCGACGAGGGGCCGCUCGCCUUCUGCACACCGGAGCAGAUCAGUGGCGAGCUGCAGGACGAGCUGAUGUUCCAGCUGAAACAGGACGAGAACCUGCAGCAGAUCCUGGCGCAGCGCGAGCAGCUGCCCGUCAAACAGUUCGAGGAGGAGAUCAUGGACGCCGUCGAGAACAACCCGGUGGUGAUCAUCAGAGGAGCAACGGGCUGCGGAAAAACCACGCAGGUUCCUCAGUACAUCCUGGACCGCUUCGUCCAGAGCGGCCGGGCGUCUGACUGCAACAUCGUGGUCACCCAGCCCAGACGGAUCAGCGCUGUGUCGGUGGCCGAGAGAGUAGCCUACGAGAGAGGGGAGGAUCUCGGGAAGAGCUGCGGCUACAGCGUCCGCUUCGAGUCCGUCCUCCCCCGACCGCACGCCAGCGUUCUCUUCUGCACCGUCGGAGUUCUGCUGCGGAAGCUGGAAGCAGGAAUCAGAGGCAUCAGUCAUGUGAUCGUCGACGAGAUCCACGAGAGAGACAUUAACACGGACUUCCUGUUGGUCGUCCUCAGAGACGUGGUCCAGACGUACCCUCAGGUCCGCGUCAUCCUCAUGUCGGCCACCAUCGACACCUCCAUGUUCAGAGAAUACUUCUUCAGCUGCCCCAUCAUCGAGGUGUUCGGGCGAACUUUCACUGUCCAGGAGUACUUCCUGGAGGAUUGUAUCCAGAUGACAAACUUCGUUCCUCCACCAAUGGACAGAAAGAAGAAGGACAAAGAUGAGGACGGAGGAGAUGACGACACCAACUGUAACCUGACCUGUGGACCAGAGUACUCUGCGGAGACGAGGCGCUCUCUGGCUCAGCUGAACGAGAAGGAGACGUCGUUCGAACUUGUGGAGUCGCUGCUCCGCUACAUCGAGACGCUGCAGGUCGCCGGGGCCGUGCUCGUCUUCCUGCCCGGCUGGAACCUCAUCCACUCCAUGCAGCGCCACCUGGAGGCCAGCCCGCACUUUGGAAGUAACCGGUACCGGGUCCUGCCGCUCCAUUCUCAGAUCCCCCGCGAGGAGCAGCGCCGCGUGUUUGAACCCGUUCCUGAUGACAUCACCAAGGUAAUCCUGUCGACCAACAUCGCAGAGACAAGUAUCACCAUCAACGACGUUGUCUACGUCAUCGACUCCUGCAAGCAGAAGGUGAAACUCUUCACAUCCCACAACAACAUGACUAACUACGCCACCGUCUGGGGCUCCAAGACCAACCUGGAGCAGAGGAAAGGCCGGGCCGGCCGAGUGCGACCCGGGUUCUGCUUCCACCUCUGCAGCCACGCCCGCUUCCAGAGGCUGGAGACUCACAUGACUCCGGAGAUCUUCAGGACGCCGCUGCACGAAGUCGCUCUGAGUAUCAAGCUGCUGCGGCUCGGAGCCAUCGGCCACUUCCUGUCCAAGGCCAUCGAGCCGCCGCCACUGGACGCUGUCAUCGAGGCCGAACACACCCUGAGGGAGCUGGACGCUCUGGACUCUAACGACGAGCUCACUCCUCUGGGUCGGAUCCUGGCUCGACUCCCCAUCGAGCCUCGUCUGGGGAAGAUGAUGAUCAUGGGCUGCAUCUUCCACGUCGGCGAUGCCAUGUGCACCAUCUCGGCCGCCUCAUGCUUCGCGGAGCCGUUCGUCAGCGAGGGGAAGCGUCUCGGCUUCGUCCACAGGAACUUCGCUGGCGGUCGUUUCUCCGACCACGUGGCGCUGCUGUCCGUGUUCCAGGCCUGGGACGACGUCAGGAUCAACGGCGAGGAGGCAGAGAGUCGCUUCUGUGAUCACAAGCGUCUGAACAUGUCGACCCUGAGGAUGACCUGGGAGGCCAAGGUCCAGCUGAAGGACAUCCUGGUGAACGCCGGGUUCCCUGAAGAGAGCCUGAUGACUCAGGUGUUCAGCGCCGUGGGACAGGACCACCACCUUGACGUGGUGAUUUCUCUUCUGACCUUCGGCUCUUACCCGAACGUGUGUUACCACAAAGAGAAGAGGAAGAUCCUGACGACCGAGGGGCGAAACGCCCUGAUCCACAAGUCGUCCGUCAACUGUCCGUUCAGCAGCCACGACAUGGCCUACCCCUCACCCUUCUUCGUCUUCAGCGAGAAGAUCCGCACCAGAGCGAUCUCGGCCAAAGGGAUGACGCUAGUGAGUCCGCUGCAGCUGCUGCUGUUCGCCUGCAAGAAGGUCAGCUCCGACGGAGACGUGGUGGAGCUUGACGACUGGAUCAAACUGAGGAUCCCUCACGAGGUGGGCGGGGCCAUCUUGGCGCUGCGGGCGGCGCUGGAGGCGCUGGUGGUGGAAGUGACCAAAGACCCAGAGUUCAUCAGACAGAUGGAUCCUGGGAACCAGAGACUCCUCGACGCCAUCAGACAUGUGUCGAGGCCCACGGCCACUGGACUGCACCUGACGAGCAGCACGCAGAGGAUGGGAGACGGACCUCGACCUCCGAAGAUGGGACGCUUCGAUGGAGGAGGAGGAGGAGGAGGCGGCUACAUAGGAGGGGGCUAUCGAGGAGGGGGAGGAUACAGGGGAGGUGGGGGUUACAGAGGGGGAGGGGCUUAUGGUGGGGGGGGAGGGAGUUACAGAGGGGGAGGAGGAUACAGGGGAGGUGGGGGCUAUGGAGGAGGGGGAGGGGGCUACAGAGGGGGAGGGGGUUACAGGGGAGGUGGGGCUUACGUGGGAGGAGGCUAUAGAGGGGGGGGUGGAGGAGGAGGGGGCGGGUUUAGAGGAGGUUAUUAAAGUGACAUCAUCUACUUUUCAUCCUCAUCAGAGCGUCUGUCUCAGGUGCCAGAGGCUGCGGGUUAGAGUCCCGACCGGUGACGUCAUCAAUUAUCAUGUUUCUACAAAAUCACUUUAUGUUAAUGUGUAGUGAGAUGAUGAUGAUGAUGAUGAAGAUGAUGAUGAUGAUGAAGAUGUGUCCGUCAGUAGAAAACAACAUAGAAUCGUGUGAUGUAGAAACUGUUUGAUCUCAGCUGAUAUUUGUCCGUUUGAUUAUGAUUAUCAAUAAAUCUUUGACAUUUGA